Messenger RNA from Mustela erminea (ermine), 2457 nucleotides. It is a transcript of the gene PNPO, whose product is annotated as pyridoxamine 5'-phosphate oxidase. The record is from RefSeq and is a predicted model, not a curated record. The coding region runs from base 17 to 829 and encodes 270 amino acids. The transcript is spliced from 8 exons. Gene Ontology annotation, biological process: pyridoxal 5'-phosphate biosynthetic process; pyridoxine biosynthetic process. NCBI's taxonomy places the organism in Eukaryota, Metazoa, Chordata, Mammalia, Carnivora, Mustelidae. Gene Ontology annotation, molecular function: pyridoxamine phosphate oxidase activity; FMN binding.
AACCCAACGCUGGGCGAUGGCGGGUCACGUGGCUGGCGGCCUCAUGACGUGCGGAUUGCGAGGCGUCACCGUGACGUUCGGGCGACCUGCCGAGUGGCCCCGCUACCUCCACCACUUGUACGGUGGCGGUGUCAGCAUGGACCUGGGCCCGAUGCGCAAGAGUUACCGCGGGGACCGAGAGGCAUUUGAGGAAACUCAGCUGACGUCCCUGGACCCCAUGAAGCAGUUUGCUGCCUGGUUUGAGGAGGCCGUUCAGUGUCCUGACAUAGGGGAAGCCAAUGCCAUGUGUCUGGCUACCUGCACCAGAGACGGAAAACCCUCUGCCCGCAUGGUGCUGCUGAAGGGCUUUGGCAAGGAUGGCUUCCGCUUCUUCACUAACUUCGAGAGUCGGAAGGGAAAAGAGCUGGACUCCAAUCCCUUUGCUUCCCUUGUCUUCUACUGGGAGCCCCUCAACCGUCAGGUGCGUGUGGAGGGCUCCGUGAAGAAGCUGCCUGAAGAGGAGGCUGAGUGCUACUUCCACUCCCGCCCUAAGAGCAGCCAAAUCGGGGCUGUGGUCAGUAACCAGAGUUCUGUGAUCCCCGAUCGGGAGUAUCUGAGAAAGAAGAAUGAGGAACUGGAGCAGCUCUACCAAGCACAAGAGGUGCCAAAGCCAAAGUACUGGGGUGGCUACAUCCUGUACCCGCAAGUGAUGGAGUUCUGGCAGGGCCAAACCAACCGUCUGCAUGACCGGAUCCUCUUCCGGCGGGGCCUGCCAACAGGAGACACCCCUUUGGGGCCCAUGACCCACCGUGGGGAGGAAGACUGGCUGUAUGAGAGGCUCGCACCCUGAUUCGAAGUCUGCUGGCGCCUGCUGGAGCUGGCACCGGGGAGAGACCCAGAGCGUGAGAGGCAUUUUAGCAAGUCCUUAAUGGCAGCCAAGAAACAACAGUUUCCAGCCACUUCUGUUGUCAUUCCCUGAGUGACCCUUGGAUCCCUCCUCCCCACGUGUGGGCUGUGUUAACCCCUCCUGCCUCAAAACACCCAUUAUCCCUUUGUUUGUUUGUUUGUUUGUUUCGUUUUGUUUUGUUUUUUUAAAAGGAAGUUUUUGGAUUAAACUAGCCAGAAUCAAUUUCUGUUGCUUGCAACUUAAAGAAACUUCAUUAACUUACUAAUAGGAUAUUUUUAUAGCCCUGUUCCCUACUGAUAACUGCUUCCCCUUAUCUGAAGCACAACAACAUGGAAAAGAGAUUAAAUGUAUUCUCUGGAGCUCCAGAGGACCCAGAGGUGGGAGUUGGACGGAUGUGGGUUUCCUCUCAGUUGGGGGAGAGACUUGAGACAACCAUGAUCCAGUAAUCGGGAGUGGGCUACCUAGUUAGGUAGCAAGUGUCUCUAGACGUAUUGGAUCCCAGGGAGUCAGGAGUUUUAUAGAAGGGCUUCAUGACUUGUACCUACGAGCCAGGCAGAUUUCAGUCAAGCUUUACUUUCCAUGUUCGUUUCUGAGAACAACAUACGUGUGUGUGUCUGUGUGUGUGUGUGUGUGUACAUACACAGAUGUCUGUUUCAUUUUCCAGGUAUAGAAUUGUUACAGAGCUAUGUUUCGGUACUCACGGAUCCCCUUCAACUGCCCCCCUCCUCUGGGGGGGAUGACUCCUAGACACGGGUUUCUAUCCCUGCUGAAAUUACCCAGAAAUGUUCAUCACAUAUAGUUUCACUGGUCUGAGUGAGGUCUGAACUUUCAGGAACGUAAAAGCUCCCCAGAGACUUCUGUGCAGCCAAAAGUUGAGACCCCCCGAGUUGAGAUCCUCGCUACCCCGUGUGGUCCACGGACCAGCAGCACCACCACUUAGGAGCCCACCCUCAGCCCACCCAUGAAUCCUGUCCUGCAUUUAAUAAGCCCCCCCCCCAGGUGACCAGUUGCAGUGUCCCCCACCUCCACAAACAAAUGACCUCCUACCCUCACCAUGGGAUUCCUCAUCAGGCCUGCAUUGAGGCCUGCGCUGAACUGUGUUUGCACACUUCUUGAGCACAAGUCUGGUGACCAAGGACAACUUGAACGAAUGGCCUCCAGGCUGUGGAGGGGAGCCAGGCUGGGUAAAUGUUUGCUGUGACUAAGCCAGAAUCUGAGAACUGUUAUUUUACGCGUUGGCAUGGAACUCACCAGCUCUGUAAACUGUUUCAUUCCUCUGUGUGGGCGUGUGCGCUGCUUCGGUGCCUGACAUUCAUGGGCUCCUCCCAGGGGGCCCCUGUUGGGGGUUGAUCCCCCUCUUAAGCCUGAGUGUGGGAAGGCACGAUGCUAACCCUAUGGCCACCAAAGGAGAUGGUGCUGGGGUGCCCUUCUCUGCCUUGUCCCAUUACUAGGAGCUCUGUAUCCCCCACCCGCUCUCUGAGCCUGGGUUCAGCUGUUCCCCUCCUGUUCUUUGACAAUCACUGUGCCAAAUCUGUAAUAAAACUUCGUCAGCCGUGUGUGAUAUUAAUGUU